UCCGCCGUGUCUCAUUCUCGCCUACCAAGACGCGUACUGUUGGGCCGUACGCUCGUUUCCAUAUUGUGCUGUUUUGUCACUUCGCAACUGUUCACGGUUCCGGCCGUAUUCGCGCUAGUGAUGGCUGAUAAAUUGAUAUUGUUUGGUGUCGUCGCCCUAGUAAGCUUACUGCAUCUUGCUCAUGGCGCGUUGGACCACGACCUCUUGCGGUUGUACACUGCCAACAAUUUGACUUUCAGCUGCCUUCCGUAUGUAUCUAAGGAGACGAUUACAGCCUGUGAUUGCAUGGCGUGCAACAGAGACACGCCAAACUUCAAGGAUCGUAUGUGUAAAUUCUUUGAAGAAGCACGGAAGAAGGGUAAGGCCGAUCACCUGAACGGGAACUUGGUCAACGUUUGCACAUCGAAAGCAAUCUGUCCAAAUAUUCCGAAUCAGUGUUGUAAUCCAUCGGAUUCGUCACCGAAAUAUGGCAAAGGAUGUCCGCUAUGUCUUCCGGCUGCUAAAUCCCAGCCAACCACGAAGGGACACAACCCCGCUUGCCUUCUAGCAGAGUACGAGGCCGCACAAACGGCACCGCCCAAAGGGGCUAACUGGAGAGAUAUGUAUGAGGCUUUUGAUACGGCAAUGCGUGAAAUUGGACUUCAUCAAAGAUGUGCAUCGUACGCGUUGUACAAGUCUGCCAAACUCUGCGACUGUGAAGAUUGUCUCCAAAACGAGCAAAACCUACGGGAGAAAUGGUGCAGGGUCGGCGAAAAGAUUCGAGCAAAUGAACAGCUGGGUCGCCGCGGAUACAUGAUUAAUACAGACUAUUUUAAAAAGUUCUGUGACAAAAAGUCGUGUCCUAUAAUACCCAACAAAUGUUGUGCUGCACCUACGGCACGUGACGAACUAAACCCUGUCGAUCGACGCGGCUGUCCUACGUGCAUCCCAACUUCAACGACCUUCGGUUUUGGACCGCGUUGCCGUAGAGAAAUCACCGAUCUGCCCCAACCUAUCAAGCUUGACAUUUUUAAUCUCCAGUAAACACGCCUCUAUACAAAAAAAUACCAUGAACUAAUAAACAAGCAUUUUAUAGCUCUAUUGUA
Messenger RNA from Varroa destructor (honeybee mite), 1085 nucleotides. RefSeq lists its product as uncharacterized. Lineage: Eukaryota; Metazoa; Arthropoda; Arachnida; Mesostigmata; Varroidae. The record is from RefSeq and is a predicted model, not a curated record.